AUGCCUCCCAAGAAGACCGAAGGUGCCUCUGCGGCCAAGCCCAAGGCGUCUCAUGCCUCGUACCAGGACAUGAUCACCCAUGCUAUUGUUUCGCUCAAGGACCGCAAUGGCUCUAGCCGGCAAUCGCUGAAGAAGUUCGUCAAGGCGAACAACAACCUGUCUGUCACGGAUGCUAUGUUCGACUCGCUGUUCAACAAGGCCCUGCGCACCGGUGUUGAGAAGGGUGUCUUUGAGCAGCCCAAGGGCGCGUCUGGCGGCACCAAGCUGGCCAAGAAGGCCGCUGUUAAGAAGGAGGAUAAGGUGAAGAAGCCUGCCGCCAAGAAGGUCGCGAAGAAGCCCGCUGCCAAGCCUGCGGCGAAGAAGGCCGCCCCCAAGAAGGAGGGCGAGAAGAAGAAGGCUGCUCCCAAGAAGGACGCCGCUGCCAAGAAGGCUGCUCCCAAGAAGACUGCCGCUAAGCCCAAGGCUGCUGCUGGCAAGGUCACCAAGCCCGCUGCCAAGAAGGCCGCAGCACCGAAGAAGGCCGCGCCGAAGAAGGCAGCAGCAAAGAAAGCCGAGGCAUAA
Sporothrix schenckii 1099-18 is the source of this 561-nucleotide messenger RNA. Its product is annotated as histone H1/5. Gene Ontology annotation, cellular component: nucleosome; nucleus. Gene Ontology annotation, molecular function: nucleosomal DNA binding; double-stranded DNA binding; structural constituent of chromatin. NCBI's taxonomy places the organism in Eukaryota, Fungi, Ascomycota, Sordariomycetes, Ophiostomatales, Ophiostomataceae. The coding region runs from base 1 to 561 and encodes 186 amino acids. Gene Ontology annotation, biological process: chromosome condensation; negative regulation of DNA recombination; nucleosome assembly. The transcript has 5 exons. The record is from RefSeq and is a predicted model, not a curated record.